Vicia faba (fava bean) is the source of this 594-nucleotide messenger RNA. NCBI's taxonomy places the organism in Eukaryota, Viridiplantae, Streptophyta, Magnoliopsida, Fabales, Fabaceae. The record is from the annotation of a GenBank genome assembly.
AUGAUGGCUCUGCACAUGCAAAUGUUAGACCAGCAUCUUCAUUGCCCUACAUUUGGGACUCAUCGGAUCCUAAACCAGACCACACCUACUAUUUCAAAUUUAAACGAAGCAAUAGCUCACCUGCGACUAUCACCACUCUCAUAUUUAAGUGUACUUAGAGAACCAUUGCAAGGAGAGGAUAUUACAACCUCUAUUCAGAAGGGAAGUUUGGACUGGGAGAGAGUUGUACGUUGCAUCAGGCAUGCUCUCCAUACCACACCUUCACCUGAUUGGUGGAGACGAGUACUGGUACUUGCUCCUUGCCACAGGCCUUCAUUUCAAGGGAGUACUGCUGGUGCUGUUUUUUCUUCAGAGAUGAUUUGUGAAGCAGUUAUUGAUAGAAUUGUAGAACUAUCCAAAUUAACAAAUUCAGAGAUAAAUUGCUGGCAGGACUGGCUUGUCUUCUCUGAUAUUUUCUAUUUUUCUUACGAAAACAUGCCUGAUAUGUCAUCAAUGGGCAUGCCUUCAUUUGAUGGAAGCACUUCAGACAAUUCAGCUGACGCAGCUGUUCCUGUGCAAGACGAUCCACAUCAUCGCUUCUACCAACAUACAUAA